GCAUAGCGUGACGUAAUAAAACAACAAGGCAGCGAAGUUUUAUUAUUGUGCGUUUGAGCAAUUUUAGAGCAUUUUAUCGCCUUUUUUCCCUUGAAAAUCAUGACUAUUUUGCCCAAAAAGAAACAUCCGGAUGGAAAGAAGAACGAGGGGAACAACGGCAACGAUUUGCGGCACUCUAGGUCGCGAAACAACUGCGCUAGAACUAGCGGAGAGCGAGCGAACAGAUCAUCUGACGAGAUAAACGAAAGCGCCGGGUAUCGAGGUGGAAACUUGGAGCUUCGCGGCACUUCGGAAAGCUCUAGCAACGGGAAAAGACGCUAUAGGAACUCGACUAACGACUACAGACGUCGAGACGAGGCAGGGUAUAAUAGCGAGGACGAAUACGACGUUUGCGAGAGCAACGAACAGCCCACGGAAGAGGUUAGACCUCAUGACUUUCACAUCAAAAGUGCUUAAUAUGAAAUUUUUCGUUUAGUUCCUGUCUUAGGCAAUGUCGUUUCUAUCUUACUGAAAGGGUUUCCUAUCUUCCCUUAAGGUCGAGAAACAGUUUGAAAAGAUUUUGAAAGAAAAAAAGGGUUUUGUGAUUAAAAAAACUGUGGAAGACGGUGCUUGUCUUUUCAGGGCUGUGGGUAAGUUUGGAAAGGAAAUCUGGAAUGCCAGAUUGCCUUGGGAGAGGCUAGGGGGACGGGAAAUACCAUUGUAUCUAGUACUUAUCAAGUUUGGGGAUUUGUUGGAUAGUUGCUACGAAUAUACUUCAAUUUCUACAUGAGGCAUAGCAAUGUACAAAAUUUUAUGUGUGUACAUUAUUGAAUAGUUUGUUUCAUUGUAGGAAAUGCUAAUAUAGAUAAGAAAGCUUGGCAUUGGGGGGGAUGCAUCGGCAACUACCUGAGAAUACAAGGAGAACUUUAGUUUCGAUUGAAGGCACGUUGUCAGGAAUUUACCGGCGAACAAAGUGCCUUCUCUCGAAAUGUUGAAUUUCUUAUAUUUGUCAGAUAUUUGCAUCUUUAUCAAUCCAAAACUUGCAUUAUUGAAUAGCAUCUAGUGCAAUACUUCUGACUUUGCCAAAUCGGUGGGUCUCGGCAAGCGUUACAUCGCAGCAGACGAUGGUCGAUUUCAAAACUGUUGACAUCCAGAUACGAGCAAGAAAGUUAAACUAUAUCUCUCGAUUUUUAUUUAUUUUACUCCAAAUAUAAAACUGCUACGUAUAUUCAAAAGAAUUUCGAACAAUCCGUGCCAGGGUGGGUAGCGACGGUAGCAUGACAGCGACAGAUCGAGAGGGAUAUAACUAUGUGAAAAAUAUAACCAGAACUUUGAUGUUUCAGGGCGCAAAAUAAUGGCCGGUCAACGGAUUAAUGUCCAGCUUGAAUGCUUAGUUGUCCGGUCAAAUUCUUACCUUGCCGGUCAUUUUGACCUGUCACUUUAGGUAAAAGAACAAACUAAUCUUCAUAAAUUUUAUAAUCAAAAUACAGUUGUAAUCAAAAUACUGUUGUAAUAUUAUAAUUAAGAACCAUAAUAUGUUGUCGAAUAUUUUGCGGGAAAAGAACUUCAAUAGGGGUGCACCGGAUUUGGAAUUUUCAAAUCCGGCCGGAACCGGAUUUACUGGACUUGGACAAAAAUUCCGGCCGGAUUUGUCGGAUUUGAGAUAGAUAGAUAGAUAGAUAGAGACUUUAUUUAAAGAGGGUGACACUUAAUAGUACAAAGUACUAAUGAACUUGUGGCCCUCAUAAAAUUUACAAAAAUAUGCGAGAUAAACCGGUAAUGGGGACAAUUGGGCAUAAAUCAGUAUUCAAAAUGGUGGUUUAUGUUUUUUACGUUUUUUUGCACCCCUAAACUUCAAUGUACGCAUUCCCACGCAGUACGUCACAAAGCCCAAGGACAUGCUUUUGGCUUAAGAGUUAAGGCCAUGGUUUUAGCGCAGUGCAAGUUGUUUUAUGUGAGGGGCAUUUUAAAUUACUGAUUACAGUAAGGCUUUUUGUAAUACUAUGCUGGUAAAUAGUCACAUUUUUAGGGGUAUACUUUACUAGGCUUUGCUUUAAGCUGAAUAAUUUGACCGGCCAGAAAUUCGGUAUGUCCAAGCUAAAAUUGAUUUGGCCAGUCACCUUGACCGGUGACCCUCCAGCCAUUAUUUCUCACCCUGCGUUUCGAGCGAAGGCCCUUCGUCGAUGACCUCCAGUUGACUGCAAUCCAGUGAAACCAAUCUAUUAAAUGUAGAACAGCUUGAUAUAUAUUUUGUCUGUAAAGAGCUAGUCGCAAUUGGAAAUUGAAAUUUAAGCCAUUUCAGAAAAUACUUCCUUAUAUAUCUUUAUGCAGGAAAUGAGUCAUUUCCUGCCCCCCCCCCCCCUGGGAUUUUGAAGUACAUUUGAUGAGGUCUUGAUGAGACACAUGUAAGAAUAGGCAACGUUUUUUGUUUAAUAAUUGAUCAAUCAUGGCACUAUAAAAAAUUGCCAAUUACAAAUUGUAUUGCUAACUGCCUGGAUACCCGAUAUGCUGGAUAAUAUAUAUAAGUUGGGAAAUAUCUGGCCGGAUAUUGGUUAUAUAAGGUUAAUCAUUCAAGAUUAAAUAAUUAUUUUCAUUUGUUAUAAAGUGACGGUGUUUAUAAUAUAUUGAUUUGAAAUGAUAGGAAAGAACUAAUUCACAGUCCUACAUCGACAAACAUGUUUAAGAAUUUAAAUUUGAAACCGAUUUUUUCACAUUUGCAAAUAAGCAUGAAAAAUCUUGAAAAUAUUACCAGUUUCUCUACGAUCAUUCUAAGUAAAAAUAUGGUAAAUACUCAUACUUUCUAAAUCGUAUGACAUCAUUUUUAACCUGAAAAGAAGGCCAGAAAUGUCCUGGGGUGUGUGGAUCUUUUCUGGAAUGACCCUGUAUAUUUUGACCUUUAGAUAAUUGUAUCUGUGUAAUAUAUUUGUGUUUUCAGCGGAUCAAGUUUAUGGUGAUCAAGAAAUGCAUUCAAUUGUGAGGAAACAUUGCAUGGACUACAUGGUAAAAUAAUUGAAAACUGAAAAUCUUUGUCUGUAAUGUGCUAGAUUCUUCCCAGCGUAAAAUUAG
This is a messenger RNA of Paramuricea clavata, 3045 nucleotides long. NCBI's taxonomy places the organism in Eukaryota, Metazoa, Cnidaria, Anthozoa, Malacalcyonacea, Plexauridae. The record is from the annotation of a GenBank genome assembly.